Tigriopus californicus is the source of this 357-nucleotide messenger RNA. RefSeq lists its product as uncharacterized. Lineage: Eukaryota; Metazoa; Arthropoda; Copepoda; Harpacticoida; Harpacticidae. The coding region runs from base 1 to 357 and encodes 118 amino acids. Gene Ontology annotation, cellular component: cytoplasm. The record is from RefSeq and is a predicted model, not a curated record. The transcript has 2 exons. Gene Ontology annotation, biological process: cellular response to oxidative stress. Gene Ontology annotation, molecular function: glutathione disulfide oxidoreductase activity.
AUGGGGAACUCGAAUUCCAACCAAAAUGGCGUGGUGUCAGACAUUUUAAAUUCACAUCCCAUCAUCGUAUUUUCGGCCACGUAUUGCACCUAUUGUAAGAUCGCGAAAAGGGUUUUUGACGAAAUGGGCACGGAAUAUAAUGCCAUUGAAUUAAACUCCGAGCCAAAUGGCAAAGAGAUUAUGAAAGACCUUAGCACCAAUUACACCAAAGGACAAAGGACGGUUCCCCAAAUUUUCAUUUGUGGAAAAUGGAUCGGAGGAUGCAACGAGAUGAGGAGCCUCUACAAAACUGGUGCUUUGGAGACCAUGUUAAAGGAUUGCUGCCAAGGUGAUAUCACUUGCCGAAGAUCCAUGUAA